AUGCCGCUCAUGAUCAGUCCAGAGCCGGCAGGUGAUGACAUCGCCGUCAUCGGUCUUGCCUGUCGUUUUCCUGGGGAGGCCUCUGGGCCUCAAGAAUUCUGGAACCUCCUGUGCAAAGGACGAUCCGCCUACACAUCCGCCUCAAAACGGUGGAACGUCGACGCUUUCCACCACUCCGAACGUGGACGCCUGGGAACCAGUGUAGCCCGCGGUGGCCACUUUCUUGAACAAGAUCUAGCAGCCUUUGAUGCCGCCUUCUUUAAUAUUAGCCAAAAUGAAGCUUCAUCGAUGGACCCACAGCAGCGACUUACGCUCGAAGUUUCCUACGAAGCAUUCGAGAAUGCUGGUGUUCCCAUUGAUAAACUUUCCAACAGUCAGACGGGUUGUUAUAUGGGUGGCUUCACAAGUGAUUGGAGAGAGGCCAUGACUCGCGAUGCGGAGGCCGCUCCUAUGUAUACUGGUACUGGUGUCGGGUCAGAGUUCAUAUCAAAUCGUGUCUCGUGGUUCUUCAACAUGAAGGGACCGAGCUUUACACUGAAUACGGCAUGCUCGUCUAGUUUGGUGGCGUUUCACCUUGCUUGUCAGAGCUUGAGGACACGGGAGUCCAACAUGGCAAUUGCGGGGGGCGUUAGUGUGCACCUCAAUCCUGAUUUUUUCAUGUAUCUCUCCAAUCAAGGGUUCUUGGGUCAAGAGGGUCGGUCAAAGACCUUUGAUGCAAAAGGAGAUGGAUAUGGUCGUGGCGAAGGGUGUGGAGUUGUUGUUCUAAAACGCGUGGAGGAUGCCAUCCGAGAUGGAGACAACAUUAGAGCCAUUGUUCGUGGUACUGGAGUGAAUCAGGAUGGCAAGACGAAGGGCAUUACACUCCCUAACGCGGUUGCUCAAGCUGAGCUAAUUCGCUCUACAUACGCCUCGGCGGGGUUGAAUUUAGGGGACACCCAGUACUUCGAAGCCCAUGGCACAGGAACGCAAGCCGGCGAUCCUACCGAGUUGGAAGCCGUUUCACUCACCAUCGGCGCUGCCCUCCCAGCAGAUAAAAAAAUUCUUGUGGGAUCAGUCAAGCCGAACAUUGGCCACGUCGAAGCCAGUGCGGGAAUCGCAGGUGUGAUUAAAGGAGUUCUGGCUCUGGAGAACGGAGUCAUUCCACCAAAUAUUCUCUUCAACACUCCCAAUCCAAAGAUUCAAUUCGAGAAAUGGAGGGUUCAAGUUCCACUUGCACUCACUGCCUGGCCGAGUGAUGGCGUCAGACGAAUGAGUGUUAACUCUUUUGGUGCCGGAGGUACAAAUGCGCAUGCAGUACUAGAUGGUGCUGAGUAUUACUUGCGUGAGAGGGGGUACCAGCUCACUGGUACCCAAGAUAUUAGACCGGGUACCAAGAGAACCCCUCAUGCACCCCGACUGUUUGCUAUUAGCUCUCAUGAUCAAGAUGGUCUGGCGCGCCAGAGGGAGUCUUUGGCCAAAUUCAUAAAGUCACAGGUGGCAAACAUUCCCUCCGCCAAAAAGGACAUCUACCUCGAUCGUCUUGCUUAUACCUUGAGUGAGCGCCGGUCUACUCUGCCGUGGAAGUCCUUUGCUGUUGCAGCUGAUGCAGAUCAGCUCGUAGAGGAGCUUCAAGCCCCUAUGCCGCCAUCCGGCCGAACAAAAGAAGGGCUUCGUCUAGGUUUUAUUUUCACAGGUCAAGGCGCGCAGUGGGCGCAAAUGGGCAUGGAGCUUCGUCAAUAUGAUGUCUUCCAGUCUUCCCUCGAGAGCGCCGAGAGAUUCUUCAAAGAGAAGUUGAAGUGCCCUUGGUCGGUGAUUGAGGAGAUGGAACGUGAAGAAGGCGACUCCCAUAUUAAUUCACCGGAAUUCAGCCAGGCCUUGUGCACAGUCCUUCAAGUGGCUAUCGUUGACCUCUUGUCUUCUUGGGGCAUAACUCCUGUAGCAGUCGCAGGUCACUCGAGUGGUGAGAUUGGAGCAGCAUACUGCUUAGGAGCACUGACUCGUGAGGAUGCGUGGUCAGCUGCUUAUUGGAGAGGGAUACUUUCAUCUCAAAUCCCUACACUGAAUCCUAAUCUCAAGGGUUGCAUGAUCGCGGUUGGUCUGUCAGAGGAUGAGGCCGAGAAAUAUAUCGCGCGUGUUUCGAAAGGCGUCAUUUCUGUUGCCUGUGUGAACUCUCCCUCAAGCGUCACUGUCUCUGGCGACACAACCGGAGUCGACGAACUUCAGGAACUUCUGCGGGAGGACGGUGUAUUUGAGCGAAAGCUCAAGGUUGGUGUUGCUUAUCACUCUAGCCACAUGCAGACUAUUGCUGCUCAGUACCUCGAGGCUAUCAGUGACAUCGAAACCGCAGACAGUCAUCCGGAUCGAAGAAUGUACUCUAGCGUUUCCGGGGACUUCGUUGAAGCCGACGAACUGGGCCCCAUGUACUGGGUCCGAAACUUGACAAACCCUGUACGAUUCUCUGAUGCUUUGGAGAGCCUUGUCCUACCGAUAGACGAUGAAUCCGGAGAGCGACAGAAGACGGCUGCUGUCGAUAUCCUGAUUGAGAUUGGUCCUCAUUCUGCCCUUGGAGGACCUGUCAAACAGAUCCUUAAGGAGAUCGGUGUCAAAGAUGUCGAGUACCAAUCUAUCCUGUCGCGAGGCAAGUCAGCAGUGCAAACCGCACUCCGAUGUAUCGGUACCUUGUCUGUCCGAGGUGUUCCUGUAGAGAUCAAGGAGGCCAAUCAGUAUCAUUAUUCUGCAACGAAAUUGACACCCCUGCAUAACCUCCCCUCAUACGCCUGGAACCACACUCGCACCUUCUGGGCCGAGCCACGCGUCAACCGGGAGUACCGCUUUAGGGAGCACCCCCGUUACAGUCUUGUUGGAGCUCCUUUACCUCGCAUGAGCGAGAAUGAGCGUGACUGGAAAGGCAUGCUCCGCAUUUCUGAAGAGCCUUGGAUCCGUGACCAUCGCAUCCAGAACCUUGUCUUGUACCCGGCAGCAGGGUAUAUUGCUAUGGCUAUUGAAGGUGCGCGGCAACUUGCCGACAAGAGCCGAGAAAUCUCAGCAUUCAAAUUGCGAGAUAUCCAGAUUGGGGCGGCUGCCACAGUCACAGAUGACGCAGAUCUUGAAGCCAUGCUUCACAUGCGCCCACACGCCAAUGGUACUAGAGAUAAGGCAUUCUCGUGGUGGGAAUUCUCUAUCAGUACCUGUGCCCCUGGCCAGGAGCUAAGACAGAACUGUGCCGGUCUACUGCUUAUGGAGUACAAGUCAGAUGAAGGAUCGGCUAUGAGCAUUGAAAAUGAAAUUGCAGCCAUCGCAGCUGCAGAGGAGUAUGCUGAUAUCAAAGCUUCCUGUACCGCUCAGGAGAAACCUGCCAAGUUUUACGAGGAUCUCGCUUCACUAGGGUUGAACUACGGGCCUACCUUCAGCCUAGUGACGGAAAUUCGCCUCGGUAAAGGUGUUUCUUGCUGCACCGUAGAGGUCGCUGAUCAUGGGUCCAAAGUCAUUCCCCCAGCCUCGGUCAAGCGCCCGUACAUCAUUCACCCUACCACGCUUGACGCCAUGUUCCAUGCUGUCUUUGCGGCUUUGAAGGGGCCAGGUGGAGUUCUCAAGGGCGCAAUGGUUCCCAAAUCAAUCGAUCAGAUUACUAUUGCUGCCGACAUUGAUAUCGCAGAGAAAUCACUAUUCCAUGGGUUUGCCACUGCGUCCAAGCAUGGAUUCAAAGAGAUCAUGUCAGAUGUGCAUAUGUUCGACAGCAGUAUGAGCAAUCAUUCAGUCUCUAUUACGGGCUUCUGUUGUGCCGAUGUCGCUAGUAGCGUCGAAUUGACCGAUGCUACCGCUGACGCUGUCAAUUUAUGUACCACUAGUACUUGGCUACCAGCAACUGAGUUGCUGUCUUCAGAACAACUUCAGAAAGUGGUUGAAGACUUGGCUGCAAGCGCCGAUGUGUAUGCCCUCUCAACGGCGUAUAAUGAAGAGGUGGAGAAGGUUGAAUCUCGCUCAAUGGUUCACCAGAUCAUCAAAUUAAUUGCACAAACAAAGCCAGAGAGCACAAUCGUGGAGAUUGGUCAGAUUGGCCUACCGUUGCUGACUGGCAUUUCGGCAAGUAAUAUCGGAUCUCCUCUGAACUAUACGGUGGCAAGUGGCAAUGGGGAAUGGUUGAAGGAGGUAGAGGAAAACCUCAAGGAUUCCAGCUUGAGUCCACAGUUCACCUUGCUUGACGCAGGAAAAGAUUUACCACGCAGCAGCUUCGACAUUGCGAUGUCCACUUUAAUCUCGGAACACUUGAAUGAACUUGACGCCGUCCUUAAGCGAUUGAGCAGCAUUGCUAAGCCAGGGGCAAAGGUCUUCGUUAUUGAUGAUGUACCCAGUGAAUCUCUUGACCGACAUGCUGUCUUCCUGAAGCAUGGCCUCUCAGUUGACUUCAUCACUACUUCCAGGCAAACAAAUCUCACCGUUGCAUCAGUGCCUGCUAGCAAUGCCAACGGAAUAGUCACUGAUGAAAUUAUUAUCCUGGAGCCAGCCAUUCCUUCGUCUAUUUCAAACACUAUCGCCACACAAAUCACCGCGCAACUAGAUGCUGCGUCGAUUCGCUCAAAGCGCACCACUUUACAAGCACCGCUGGAAGAGUUGAAGGGGAAACGUUGCAUCUCGCUCAUCGAAGCAGAUACUUCCUUCUUAGAAGAUCUUUCCGAAUCAGGCUUUGAAAGCCUGAAGAAAAUCCUUUUAGAAACAUCUAGCCUUGUAUGGUUUGUUGGUGUCGAUGGUCCUGCGGCAUCUCUCAUUGCCGGUCUUGCACGAACAGCUCGCAAUGAGAUUGCUGGUCUAGAGCUUCGUACCUUGCAGGCACCCCCCGGCUCGUUUAGAUCGUAUGAAAAUUUGGCUUCGGCCAUAGUCAAGGUCGCUACAUCCUCUAUUCGUGACAACGAGCUGCGAAUCAAAGAUGGAAUACUGCAAAUUAGUCGUCUUCUUGAAGAUAAUGGGUUGAGUGGCGCCAUCGAGGGGCUUCAGAGAGGGGAAAAAGUCCUCACACCUCUGUCUCAGACAGUGCGUCCCCAAAAACUUGUUGUUCAGAACCCCGGUCUACUUGAUUCUCUGUGCUUUGAGUUGGAUGAAAGUCUAGAAAGUGAGAUUGCCGAUGGCGAAAUUGAGAUUGAGGUUCGUGCUAGUGGUGUCAACUUCCGUGAUGUGAUGACUGCUAUGGGUCAGAUUCCCGACGAGACAGUCGGACUGGAGGCCAGCGGCGUGGUACGUCGAAUUGGAAAGAACGUGACGCGCUUCCAGAUUGGUGAUAGAGUCUGCUGCCUGGCUCACGCUGCUCAUAAACCUCUGAUCCGAGUUCCUGUUGUACAAUGCGAGCGCAUUCCCGAGCAUCUCUCCUUCGAAGAGGGAGCCACUCUGCCCAUGGUGCAUUAUACGGCAUACCACGCUUUGGUCAACCUAGCUCGUAUCAGAAAAGGACAGACCGUUUUGAUUCAUGCUGCUGCAGGUGGUGUUGGACAGGCUGCCAUUCAAGUUGCUCAGCAUUUCGGCGCAGAGGUCUUUGCCACCGUCGGAUCUGAUGCAAAGAAAACUCUCAUCAAAGACCUGUACGGAAUCCAAGAUGAUCAUAUCUUCAACUCGCGAGACAUCAGUUUUGUCAAGGGGUUAAUGCGAAUGACCAAGGGCCGGGGUGUUGACUGUGUGCUUAACUCUUUAUCUGGUGAGAUGCUCAGACAAACGUGGUACUGCCUGGCGCCAUUUGGUGUCUUUGUUGAGAUUGGUAUGAAAGAUAUCCUUAGCAACACAGGCCUAGAUAUGCUUCCCUUCAAGAAGCAUGCAACCUUCUGCUUCUUCAAUCUAGAAAACAUUGCCACGAUUAACCCGCAGCUCAUCGAAGAGAUUGGGAAAGGUGUUUUUGGGCUUCUACAAAAGGGUUUCUUGAAACCCGUUGCUCCAGUGACUGUUUACCCUGUCUCCCAGAUGGAGAGCGCAUUCCGUUUGAUGCAGGCCGGUCGUCAUCAAGGUAAAUUGGUCCUCUCUUACAGCCCUGAGGACGUUGUACCUAUGCUCCGACGUGCAGAUGAUGCGCUACGACUCAACCCCAAUGCGACAUAUGUCCUUGUCGGAGGAUUUGGUGGUCUCGGACGCAGCUUGUUACGCAUGUUCGCUGCGAGCGGCGCCCGACAACUGGCAGUCUUCUCCCGAUCUGGUGCUACUUCGGCCGCGGCUCAAAUUUGCGUCGCUGAAAUUGAACAACUUGGUACAAAGGUUCAGGUGUACCAGUGCGAUGUUGCUAGUGAGGCAGCUGUCAAGGAGGCCGUUAAGCAUAUGAAGACCAACCUUCCUCCCAUCAGAGGUGUAAUCCAGGGAGCAAUGGUCCUCCGCGAUGUACUCUUCGAGCAAAUGACCUAUCAGCAAUGGAUUGAGUCAACACGGCCCAAGGUGCAAGGCACAUGGAACCUUCACCAAUUCUUGCCAAACGAUAUGGACUUUUUCAUUACUCUUAGUUCAUUUGCCGGUGUGUUCGGUAAUCAGGGACAAGCCAAUUAUGCAGCGGCCGGUGCGUACGAAGAUGCUUUGGCAUAUUACCGUCGCAGCCAAGGACUCAAGGCAGUGACUAUUGACUUGGGAGUCAUGCGCGAUUCAGGCGUGUUGGCCGAGCAAGGCACAACAGCUAAUCUGAAGGACUUUGAGCCAUUCGCUAUUAGUGAUGCAACAUUCCAUGCAAUGAUAAAGAAGGUCAUCGUCGAUGAAGUCUCCGGUGUAUCUACUCCCGCCCAGAUCAUCACCGGUAUGCCGACAGGGAGAAGUAUACAAGCUGCCGGUAUUUCGCGACCCUACUUCUUUGAUGAUGCUCGGUUUGCCAUCUUGAGUUUGGCAGGCGAACAGGGCGAAGAGGGCGCCGGAGGKGAGGUCUCAAUCGAGGCACAAAUCUCACGAGUCGCAUCUCGCGAAGAGGCGGUACCCUUAGUUCAGGAAGCCCUCAUCAACCGGGUUGCCAAAUUCCUACAGACAUCGCCAUCAGAAAUUGACGCCAGUAAGCCGCUGUAUCAUUAUGGCGUGGACUCGCUAGCGGCGGUCGAGAUGCGCAAUUGGGUAUUUCGAGAGAUCAAAUCGGACAUCUCGCUGCUGGAAGUCAUGUCAGCCAGUCCUAUCAGCAAACUUUCACAAGAUAUUGCCAUGAGGAGCAAGGCUAUUGUGGCGUGA
Talaromyces amestolkiae is the source of this 7149-nucleotide messenger RNA. RefSeq lists its product as uncharacterized. Gene Ontology annotation, molecular function: 3-oxoacyl-[acyl-carrier-protein] synthase activity; fatty acid synthase activity; phosphopantetheine binding. Gene Ontology annotation, biological process: secondary metabolite biosynthetic process; fatty acid biosynthetic process. The transcript has 6 exons. The coding region runs from base 1 to 7149 and encodes 2382 amino acids. The record is from RefSeq and is a predicted model, not a curated record. NCBI's taxonomy places the organism in Eukaryota, Fungi, Ascomycota, Eurotiomycetes, Eurotiales, Trichocomaceae.